Molecule: messenger RNA, 975 nt
Organism: Caenorhabditis briggsae
Lineage: Eukaryota; Metazoa; Nematoda; Chromadorea; Rhabditida; Rhabditidae
Exons: 7
Coding region: 1-975 (324 amino acids)
Molecular function (GO): oxygen binding; heme binding
Source: RefSeq, a predicted model, not a curated record
AUGGGAAACGAAAAUUCAUCGCUUGUAAAAAUCAGGAGAGGCAGCAAAGAGCCGAGUGUGAUUAUUGAAUGUGUGGAUGCUAAAAAAGACCAGCACACUCCAGUUUAUCGGAAAAAAUCGAGGAGAAGUGUGAGUCAAUCCCGUCCAACAUCAAUAAUAGAGUCGAAACGAUCUACAAUUGUACCGCCCAUUCCAGCAUUAAUUAAGGGACAAUUGAGUGGAGAAGACUCGAUUAGCAUUGGAUCAAGAAAAAGUUCAGUUUCCAACUUUCGGUUAUCAUCCGACGGUUCUGGAGAUUCCCUUCUGAGUCCAUUGACGGCUUCAUCAAACGAUCGGCGACGAAGCAGAAGUCUUUGUUCAACACAAAUGAAGGACGACGCACAGGCAGUGGCUGCUCAGCAAAACAAGGAAGACAAAAAUGCAGGUAGCGGUGGAAGAAAAGCAUCUAGUGGACUGGUUCCAUCAUUGAACCGACUCCGAAUUCAGCAAUGCUUUAAGGCGGCAAAACCUUCAAUAGGCGAUGCAAUAAUGAAGAGAGCAGCAGCAUCUCGGGCCGAAAUGAGAGCUCUACUAUCGAAAAUGAACGAAAAACAAAUUGAGUGUUUGGGGAAGCAAAUGUUCGAAUUGAUCACAGACGCUGUCGAAAAUGCGGAUAAAUCAGAGAAGGUUUUAACCCACGCUCGUCAAUUUGGUGGAACCUACGCCUCUCUGUGCCCUCUCGGAUUCCGACCGGAUCUUUUCUCCCCACUGGCUGACGCUGCAAUUGCAGAAUGUGUCAAAUUGGAUGGAGUUCAUAAAAGAUGUGAGACACUGUCGGCAUGGAGUCAGCUGUUUUCGGCGCUUUUCACGGGAGUUCGAGAUGGAUAUUAUCAAAGAGUCAGGCACCAAAGAAGAACUUCUCUUCCCCAGAAUACUAUCACCAAACAGCUCUCUGUCGAUUUCUCCAAAACUUGCGACACUAGUUUCGUCCGAUGA